AGGCUCCGGAGGCAGAGCCGCGGUCACACUCAGGCAGGCGGCGGCUCCGCUCACAUCCCCUGUCAGGAGCUCUCGGCACCGGACUCCUCCACAGCUGCGGGCGCUCAGGAGUCCGAUCAGGGCGCCGCGGGACUCACCAUUGGGAUUACUGGGAUACUGGAGAGCGGGCACCGGGCGCGGGCUGGAAGAUGCUUCCCCCUCCUGAGGGGGUCGGAGAGGAGCCGCAGGAGUCCGCCGGGCACCGACCCCCUGCCGCCGGCCCGGCGCUCACACCCGCACCCCUGGAUUGAGCAGCCGCGGGACCCCCCGACACGGGCUGGAUUUCUGGGUUAUUUUGGAUGCAGAGAGAAGACCCCGGUCCAUGAUGAGAAGUAGGAGAGGAGAGCAGGAGCCCAGGUCCAGAUGUUGGAGGCUGGAGCAGAACUUCCAUCGAGAAAGGACCUUCCAGUAAGAAGAGGCCGACGUCUCACCUUCAGGAGAAGCUCUGCGCCAAAUCCUGCUCAGUGUCACCAGCUUCAUCCCUGGGAAGGAAAAGAUAAUUCCAGGGUGGUCCCCAUCAAUGGCCGGCAGUGGUGGAGCAUCCCUGCACCUUUAGCCGGACACAAGCACAUUAAAUGCUGAGAUUUGCACUCCUCCUUCUUUGCUUUUGCACCUCUAGUUUUAGCAAAGGCCUUUUAUUUUCUCCAAACCAGAAAUGGGCCUGUGGACUGUACUUUGGCCCAUGGACUGGGUGUCGUUUUUGAAGUCGUGGAUUGUUUUUGCACUUGGGCUAUCCAUGCAGAUGACGCUCUCCAGGGCCUGCCCCACCGUGUGCCGAUGCGACCGGAACUUUGUCUACUGUAACGAGCGGAGUUUGACCUCAGUGCCUCUUGGGAUUCCGGAGGGUGUAACAGUGCUCUACCUCCACAACAACCAAAUUAACAAUGCUGGAUUCCCCGCAGAACUACACAACGUCCAGUCGGUGCACACAGUCUACCUGUACGGCAACCAACUGGACGAGUUCCCCAUGAACCUCCCCAAGAAUGUCAAAGUGGUUCACCUUCAGGAGAACAACAUCCAGACCAUCUCCGCGGUGGCACUGGCUCAGCUGUUAAAACUGGAGGAGCUGCAUUUAGACGAUAACUCCAUCUCCACCGUCGGCGUGGAGGAUGGAGCCUUCCGGGAAGCCAUCAGCCUAAAACUGCUCUUCCUGUCCAAGAACCACCUGAGCAGCGUGCCAGUCGGACUUCCCUUAGGUCUACAAGAGUUACGGCUGGAUGAGAACCGCAUUGCUCGCAUUUCAGACCAAGCCUUCCAGAACCUGACCAACUUGGAACGACUGAUUCUUGAUGGCAAUCUCCUGACCAACAAAGGGAUUUCUGAUGGCACCUUCAGCCACUUACCCAAAUUGAAGGAGUUUUCCGUGGUACGCAACUCCCUCACCAGUCCUCCCACCGAUCUCCAGGGCACCUAUUUGGUAAAGUUGAACCUCCAGGACAACCAAAUCAACCACAUCCCCGUGUCAGCGUUUGCCAAACUGCACAAGCUCGAGAGAUUGGAUAUUUCAAACAACCGGCUCCAAGUGUUGGUCAAGGGAGUCUUUGAUAACUUAACGAACCUGAAACAGUUGACUGCACGAAACAACCCCUGGUUCUGUGACUGCAGCAUCCGAUGGGUGACCGAGUGGCUUAAAGCUCUUCCAGCUGCUAUUAAUGUCCGUGCUUUCAUGUGCCAGGGCCCAGAGUAUUUCCGGGGGAUGGCCGUCAGAGAGCUCAAUGUCAAUCUUCUCUCUUGUCCAACCACCACUCCUGGCUUACUUCCUGUUACCCAACCUCCUCCGACUAUGGCUCUGACCACCCUUCCACCAACUGUCUUCAUGCCUACCCCAACUACUACAGCUCCUACAGUCCCAACACCGACCCCAUCACUAGUACCCACGACCGUGCCUGAGCCAAAAAUAGUGGUCCUAGAGAAGGUCACCCCACCCGCCCAAGAACGCUCGCCCAUCCAGCUCUCCAUCCGUUUUAUAAAUGACACGAGCGUCCAGGUCAGCUGGUUGUCCUUUGUUAGCGUGGUGUCCUACAAGCUGACGUGGGUCAAGAUGGGGCACAGCUUGGUGGAGGGGGUUGUACAUGAGCGCAUAGUGAGCGGGGAGAAGCAACACUUGAGUUUAUUGAACCUAGAACCCAAGUCCACCUACAGGAUUUGUUUGGUUCCCUUGGACGCUUUUAAUAACUACCAAGCAGGAGAAGAGACUGUCUGUGCUGAGGCCACCACCAAAGCUUCCCUGCUCAACAAUGGCAGCAACAGUCCCUCCAGCCACGAGCAGACCACCACCCAGGGCAUGGGCUCGCCAUUUCUGCUGGCCGGGCUCAUUGGGGGGGCAGUCAUUUUUGUACUUGUAGUUCUCCUUAGCAUCUUCUGCUGGCAUAUGCACAAAAAGGGUCGCUACACAUCUCAGAAAUGGAAAUACAACCGCGGGCGCCGGAAAGACGACUACUGCGAGGCGGGGACAAAGAAGGACAACUCAAUCCUGGAGAUGACGGAAACCAGCUUCCAGAUCGUCUCCUUAAACAAUGACCAGCUCCUUAAAGGAGGUUUCAGACUGCAGCCCAUUUACGCCCCAAAUGGGGGCAUCACUUACACAGACUGUCACAUCCCCAAUAACCUGAGGUACUGCAACAACAGCAGCGUUCCAGAUCUGGAGCACUGCCACACGUGAUAGCGCGACGCUCGGGGCUACGGCCCAGUCGCCAGACCGGAUGGACGCACUCGUAAAACAGAAGGCAGACCCAGAAGCCCCAUUUACAUUUGAUAAAUGUUAGCGCGGUGCGUUUGGGCAUCGGAUGCUGUGUAAUUUAUACGGUGUACUAUAUAACAAAGUGCUAUCUUUUCUA
Messenger RNA from Bufo bufo (common toad), 2876 nucleotides. RefSeq names its product fibronectin leucine rich transmembrane protein 2 (gene FLRT2). The transcript has 2 exons. The record is from RefSeq and is a predicted model, not a curated record. Gene Ontology annotation, molecular function: protein binding. Bases 695 to 2701 code for a protein of 668 amino acids. Lineage: Eukaryota; Metazoa; Chordata; Amphibia; Anura; Bufonidae.